ACAUCUCGAAUCUCUUGUUUACUAUGAUAAUAAUUACGAGGAUCACUCUAUAAACAAUACUUGCGCUACGAGGAGGAAGAAUUCAGCCCUUAUAACUUUGGGAAAUUUGAAUAAUGGUGCAAAUUCAGAUGUUAUGAAAGUUUGCGAGGAACGUGCAACUGGUAUAUGCGAAGA
Molecule: messenger RNA, 174 nt
Organism: Acaulospora colombiana
Lineage: Eukaryota; Fungi; Glomeromycota; Glomeromycetes; Diversisporales; Acaulosporaceae
Source: the annotation of a GenBank genome assembly